This is a messenger RNA of Erinaceus europaeus (western European hedgehog), 3372 nucleotides long. RefSeq names its product adenylate cyclase 10. Gene Ontology annotation, molecular function: adenylate cyclase activity. The record is from RefSeq and is a predicted model, not a curated record. Lineage: Eukaryota; Metazoa; Chordata; Mammalia; Eulipotyphla; Erinaceidae. The coding region runs from base 86 to 3190 and encodes 1034 amino acids. The transcript is spliced from 19 exons. Gene Ontology annotation, cellular component: cytoplasm.
UCUGGGAACUAAGAGGUAGUCAACCUUGCUCUUCCUGUUUUCUUAAUUUUAAUCUAAUGUCGUUUCUUCUCUUCUUUUCUUCAGCAUGUUUGGUAUGGCCUACCUCAUCUGCAACAGAAAUGAGUGUUACCCUUUGCUGGGACGUGAUAAAGAGAUCAAAUACUUCAUGUGUUCUAUGAAGGAGUUUUUGAUGUCUAACUGCAGCCAAGUCCUAAUGUAUGAAGGAUUACCAGGAUAUGGGAAAAGUCAGAUGCUUAUGGAAAUUGAGUACCUGGCUCAAGGCGAGGACCACAGGACUAUUGCUAUUGCUUUGACUAAGGUCAGCUACCAUCAGAGUUUUUAUACCAUCCAGAUACUCAUGGCCAAUGUACUAGGUCUAGAUACUUGUAAACAUUACAAAGAAAGACAGACCAACCUUCAGAAUAAAAUCAAGCCAGUUCUGGAGGAGAAGUUCCACUGUCUUCUUAAUGGCAUUUUCCAUGUACAGUUCCCUAUAUCACGAGAAGUUUCCAAGAUGAAUUCCUUGAGAAAGCAAAAGCAACUGGAAGCCUUGUUCAUGAGGAUCUUGGAGCAAACGGUGAAAGAGGAAAGGAUCAUCUUUAUCAUUGAUGAAGGUCAGUUUGUAGACUCAGCCUCCUGGGCCUUCUUGGAGAAGCUUAUUCAAACUGUCCCCAUCUUCAUCAUCAUGUCACUGUCACCCUUCAUGGAACCACCCUGCCCAGCAGCCAGUGCCAUAAUGAAGAAUAGGAAUACCACCUAUGUUGUUCUGGGUGCUGUACAGCCCAAAGACAUUCGUAACAAAGUUUGCCUGGACCUCAAUGUUCAAGGUAUCCCUAAGGAGCUAGACUUAUUCCUGGUGGAGGGAAGCUGUGGAAUUCCAUAUUACUGUGAAGAAUUGCUGAAAAAUCUAGACCAACACAGAGUGUUAGUUUUUCAACCAAUGGAGUCUGAAGAAAAGACAAAUGUGACCUGGCACAACCUGUUCAAGAAUUUUACCAAGCCAACAGAGGAAUUGUACCCCUUUGCUCUCAGUGAUGUGGAGAGAGGGGAAGAAGUCUGUAAUCUGGCUAGUGGUGUCAGAUUGAAAAACAUGUCACCACCAGCCUCAUUAAAAGAAAUCUCUCUGGUGCAACUGGAUAGCAUGAGUCUUUCUCAUCAGAUGCUGGUGAGGUGUGCAGCCAUCAUCGGCCUGACCUUCACCACUGAGCUGCUGUUUGAGAUCCUCCCCUGCUGGAACAUGAAGAUGAUGAUUAAUGCCCUGGCCACACUUGUGGAGUCCAAUGUCUUCAAUUGCUUCCGAAACAGCAAGGAGCUCCAUCUGGCUCUCAAGCAGAAUACGGCCUCACAUGAGGUGAACUAUCGCUCUCUGUCACUGAAACCCACUGCAGGAACGGUCCAUGGCGAGGAGGAAGAGCUCCGUGAAUUGGAGAGCCAGGUGAUUGAGUGCCACAUCAUCCGCUUCUGCAAACCUAUGAUGCAGAAGACAGCCUAUGAGCUGUGGCUCAAGGACCAGAAGAAGACCAUGCACUUGAAAUGUGCCCGCUUCUUGGAAGAAAAUGCACACAGAUGUGACCACUGUCGGAGUAGGGACUUUAUCUCCUACCAUCACUUCACAGUGGACAUCCGGCUCAAUACUCUAGACAUGUAUACCAUCCAGAAGAUUAUCAGGUCCCGUGGAUUUCAAACUAAAGAAGAAACUACCUUUCUCCAAGCAGGGCUUCCUAAGAAAACACAAUUACUUUCUGAAGACUUCAGUUCUGAAGACAUAAGAGAUAUGAUCUUGAGUUUCUUUGACAACACUAUAGCAAAAAUGAAGAUGCCUCAGGAAGAUAUCAUCCCCCUGGAAUCCUGUCAGUGUGAGGAAAUCCUUGAGAUGGUUAUCUUGCCUCUAGCCUAUCAUUUUUUGGCUUUGGGUGAAAACAACAAAGCCCUAUAUUACUUCUUAGAAAUCACAUCUGCAUACCUCAUCCUUGGUGAUAAUUAUAUGGCAUACAUCUAUCUGAAUGAGGGAGAGAGGCUGCUGAAAGCUCUGAAGAAGGAAAAGUCUUGGAGUCAGACUUUUGAGUCAGCCACCUUUUAUAGCCUCAAAGGUCAGAUCUGUUUUAAUAUGGGCCAGAUGGUGCUGGCCAGGAAAAUGCUGAGGAAGGCCCUGAAGCUGCUCAAUCGUGUCUUCCCUUAUAACCUCGCCUCCCUGUUUCUCCAGAUUCACAUUGAGAAGACUAGACAUGCUUAUUAUGUGAACCAGCAGGUCCAUGAGACCACACCUCCUGGAAAAAAGAGGCUGGCACAACUCCAUCUACAAACAACCUGUUUCUCCCUGCUCUGGCAGAUCUACAACCUAAACUACUUUUUUCACUAUAAGUACUAUGGCCAGCUUGCUGCACUCAUGCAGGUGAACACUGCUCUGGAGACACAAGACAGUUUCCAGAUCAUUCAGGCAUACCUGGAAUACUCGCUGUACCACCAGUUGACAGGCCAUGCCAGCCUGUGGUUCAAGUAUGAAAUCAUGGCCAUGGAGCAGGUCUACAACCUCCCUCUGAAAGGCGAGGGUAUUGAGAUUGUGGCAUAUGUGGCUGACAGGCUGAGCUACAACAAGUUCUUCAUGGGCCACUUGGACUUGGCCUUUGACUUAGGCUCUCGAGCCCACAAGAUAUGGUCUCUGCUCAGGAAUCCUCACAAACACCGUCAAGCCCUCUGCUGGCUCAGUCAAACCCUCUUCCUGAAAGACAGACCCAGACAAUUGAUCCAGGUGCUGGGCUGGCUGUGGGAUUUUUCCAUAGCAGAAGAACACAUCUACAGCAAGGCAUUUUUUUAUUUUAUCUGCCUAGACAUCAUGCUUUAUUCUGGCUUUAUUUACAGGCCAUUUGAAGAAUGUUUAGAAUUCAUAUGCCAAAAUGAAGACAACAGAAUCCUUAGGUUCCAAAGUGGGAUCCUCUUGGGACUGUAUUCAUGUACUGCUCUCUGGUAUGCCAGACUUCAGGAAUGGGACAACUUUCACAAUUUUUUCAACAGAGCUAAACUCCUUGUGCCUAGAAGAACACCGACAGCCCUGUACUACAAAGGUAUUAGCAGGUACAUGGAAUGCCAAGUCUUAUACCUUCAAAAGCAAAUUGAGGAAAAGCGUGAGAAUGCACAGGACAGUGGAGUUGAGUUGUUGAAGGUGAGGCGCAAUCUCUUCUUUCCAGGGUAAAAUACACCUUCCAUGGAUUUCUCUCCACGUACCAAUGAUUUUCUCUAGUUCUAUAAUUUUUACAUGUUUAUCCAAUGAGUCAUGCCCUUAAUUUCAUGGAUAGGUUCUCAGAAACAAUGACUUUAAGCAAAAUACCAAUUUGACUAUAGUCUAAUUAAUAUAAACAAGAGUUCAGGUCUUUG